Erigeron canadensis is the source of this 447-nucleotide messenger RNA. RefSeq lists its product as uncharacterized. The transcript has a single exon. The coding region runs from base 1 to 447 and encodes 148 amino acids. The record is from RefSeq and is a predicted model, not a curated record. Lineage: Eukaryota; Viridiplantae; Streptophyta; Magnoliopsida; Asterales; Asteraceae.
AUGUUAAUUGCACUUAGUGCUAAAAACAAACUCACCAUAGUCAAUGGUGAGUACAAAGAGCCAACUUCAACUUCACCUCUCAAACCACAUUGGGACAGAACCAAUGACAUGGUAAUCUCUUGGAUUUUAAACUCUGUAUGUGAUUCUAUUGCAAAUAACCUUAGUUUCAUUCAUACUGCACAUGCCUUGUGGACUGAGUUAAUUGAGCACUAUAGUCAGCUAGAUAAUCAUAGAAUUUAUCAAGUUUCUGUUGACAUCUCCAACCUGAGGAAAGAAACCAUGAGUAUUGAGACUUAUUACCAUAAACUCAAAGGACUUUGGGAUGAGUUAGAUGCCUUAGAAGCACCUUAUGCUUGCACUUGUGUUUGUAUUUGUGAAAAUGGUAAGAAAAAUGGAGAAAGGGAGCAAAAGAAGAGGUUUGUUACAGUUUUUGAUGGGUCUAGAUGA